Molecule: messenger RNA, 3905 nt
Organism: Cuscuta campestris
Lineage: Eukaryota; Viridiplantae; Streptophyta; Magnoliopsida; Solanales; Convolvulaceae
Source: the annotation of a GenBank genome assembly
CACGGUGCCGGCGGGUGCGAGGCAAGGCUGCAAUUCCAACUUCCGAUAGUGCGAUUCAACGAGAUUCCAGCCUUCAACUCUCUCUCUCUCUCUCUCUCUCUCUCUCUCUCUGCGUCGUCUACUCCAUCUAUCCGUUUGACCCAGAUAGCAUUUUCAAAAGGGUGAAGCUAAAGAAACAGUUUGUGGAAGGAGCUAAAGGCACAAUUUUCCUCCCAACAAAGGCGGCUUGGCAGUCGCCUGAUUGAAUCCGGCCAUGGAAAAACAGCUCUUGACAGAAUUUGAAUUGGCGGCCAUUAACCAACUGGAUUCACAUUUUCCUUUCCAGGCCUUAAGCUUUGCUCUUUCCCUCGUCAGCAACCCGUCCACCACCCGUUCUUCCCUCUCCUCUGUUCUCAAAACCCUAACCCUCUCCCUCCAAAAUCCAAGCCACCCCCACAUUCACCACCGCGCCGUCCUCUCCGCCCUCCACCUCCUCUCUCGCCGCCACCCUAGCCUACGACAAGACAUCAUAACCGCCAUACAUUCAUUCUCUCUCCUUCCUUCCACGCCCACUCGCUCCCUUGCCGACUCCUUUUCUGUUCUCCUCUCCCUCUCUGCCGCUGACGUCAACAGCGAAUCGGCCUUCCUCUCGCUUGUUUUCCGGCCAUGUGUCUCUGUCAGGCUUUGGCUGGUGCGGAAUGUGAGUAGGUUUGUGAUAAGGCCGUCUGUACUGUUUACGGUUCUGUUCGGGCUUACUAAGGAUCCGUAUCCGAACAUCCGUAGCGCUGCUUUGGACGGGCUGUCUGGAUUGUGUAAGUGCAUUGUGGUUGAAGAUGAGAAUCUUGUUCAAGGCUGUUAUUUUCGUGCCGUUGAGCUUCUGUUUGACCAUGAGGAUACCGUGCGAUGCUCUGCAGUUUGUGCGGUUAGUGAAUGCGGGCAUUUGCUUGAGAAAGGUAGAGGUGAUUGGUCAGAUACGUUAUUCGUACAGCUCUGUUCGAUGGUCAGGGACAUGAGUGUCAAGGUAAGAGUGCAAGCUUUUCAUUCUCUUGAGAAUGUUGACACGGUUUCAACAGAUAUUCUUUUGCUGACCCUAUCAAAGAAAGCCUCACCAGCCAUGAAAGAAAAGAAUUUUCCUGGCCAGUUCACCGCCAAAUGCCUUAAACUACCGGCAUCAAGUGCUGCUUUUGCUUUUGUGAAUGGGUUGGAGGAUGAAUUCUAUGAGGUACGUAGUUCAGCCUGUCGUGCCUUAAAGAGAUUGACCAUCCUCUCUGCUGAUUUUGCGGGUGAAGCUGUAAAGAUUUUGGUGGAUGUACUUAAUGAUGAUUCAUUGGAUGUUAGGUUGCAAGCUUUAGAGGCGAUGCAUAGCAUGGCAAUGUUUGAUUGCUUAAAGGUGCAAGAAACAUAUUUAAAGUUGUUCAUCAGCACUCUCAUGGAUAGUGACGGUUUGAUAAGAUGUGCAGUGAGGAGAAUACUUAAGAUAACAAAACUUCGGACUUUAGCUUUGUUCAGAACAUCUAUUGAUGGCCUUAUAAAAAACUUAGAACUCUAUCCACAGGAUGAAGCCGAUGUUUUUUCUACUUUGUUUAAUGUUGGUAAAAAGCAUGGGAAGUUUGUAGUGAACAUGAUGCACGAGGUCUCUCAUUUGAUACAGCCUUUUUUUGGAGGGAAGUGGAGCUUUGACAAUGCAAAAGCAUCUUCAUGGUUGGUGUUGGCAAUCUCAGCUCCAGUCUCACUAGAAAAGCAAAUCUGCAGCAUUCAACCAAUUAUAUUUUCUUAUGCAGUCACAAUAAUGGGGAGAAUAUCACAUGGCUUGACUGAUGUAAUGGACCAGAAUAACCUUCUCACUUAUCUUUCUAUUUGCAGCAGAUUCACAUUUGCUUCUGCUGCAGAGUUCUUCAAUGGGGAAGAGUGUGCUUUCCAUGUUAAGCAAGGUGAUGCAUACUUGAUUCAUAAAGCUAUUGAUGAGGGCUCUUCUGAGAAGAUUUUUGACUUAGAGAGGAUAGAGUCUCUAACAGCUGUUCUUCAGAAGGUCAACGAAAUUUGGCCAUUGCUAGAACUCGGAUUGAUGGACAGGGCAUCUAGAAUUUUAGGAUGCUUGAAGGCAGAGUUGAGAAGACUGGACAGUAACUCUCAAUGUAGGGGUGAAUUGAUUUUCAUAUCAUAUUUUUUGGAUGCCAUAGAACUGAUUGGAAGAAUGUGGGUACGUUGCAUGUUCCCCAAAGAGUUGUACACCUACCAAACAGGAGACUGGCAACUGUUGUUUGAUAAACUCGAUACAAUCCUAAAAGAAAUGAGGAGCUUGCUGCCAUCACAACAAUGAUGAUUUGGAUAAAUUACGCUCCGGGGCACAACAACUUCUUCAUGAAGAUCAAUCCGUUUCACUUUCCAGGUUUGUCACUGAGCUUUAUGCAUGUUUGAAUGGAUCCAUUUCAACGGAUCCAAAUCCGUUCUUGCUUCUAAUGCCACUCAGGGAAUUCAAACCGAGACGAUUAGAUUUACCACCACGUGGAAAGCUCAAAUGUAUUGAGGCCCUAAUGGAUGAUCUUGGAGGCACUGACUUUCAGAAUCCCCUUCCAUUCGUUCCGGGCCUACCCGUUGGUGUUUCUUUUGCAAUCACUAUUCACAACGCAUCGCCCGAAAAUCAGCUUUGGGUAAAAAUGAGCGUAGAACAGAUGUUAACCCAGUUUGCAUAUCUUGAUAUGGUCGAGCUCGGCGAAGGUGUUGAUGAUGAUGCUGCUGCGGCUGAAUCCAGAAAGUUUAAGAUUGUAGUGCCCUUUCACAAAACCCCUAAAGCCAGGUGUUUCUCGUUGAGGGUUUGUGUUGUCGUAGAAUGCUUAUUGCCAGAAUGUGCCCAGACCAACAAGAGUAUUGGUGGUCCAAAACAUGAUGUUGUUCAUAUCUGUGAAGAGAAACACGUGUAUUUCUCCAUGUCUGUUCCAUAGUUUGUUAUGGACCUACCACCACGGGAAGAGCCAACUGUGAGCCGGAUUGAGAAGAUGCGACGUGCACCGGGAUGACAAUGAGAGUUUGACGCAUUAAUCUUUAUUCAUUUUUAUUUAAUUGUAGUAUAAUUUUUUAAUAGGUGAGCGAAAUAAUAAGCUCCUACGAGAGGUUUCUUUACGGUUCUUUACAUUGUCGCUUUUCUUGAACCGUUAGAAUAGAAAACCUAGUCUAAUUAAGAUUUGUGCUUUUUUAAAGGCUAUAGAUAUAAUUUUAUUAUUUGGAGAUAGAGAAUAAUAAAAACCCUAAACCUAAAGUCCUUCUUGCCUCUGUGUUGACAUUCCAGUAAGUGAUCUUUUCUUCCUCUCGUCAAAGACUCUAACGAGCCCGAAGGCACUACAAGUCUUUUUUAUCCGAUACAAGAUGAAAGCGAGCCCGAAGGCGCUACAAGUCUUUUUUAUCCGAUACAAGAUGAAAGCAUUAGUGAUAGGUCCUGUAUCGGAUAGAGAAGAUUUGAAGUGUUUUCACGCUCGUUAAAGUUUGUGACGAGAAGAAGAAGAGAUCGCCAGCAGGGAUGCCAAGCGCAAAGACAAGGGAAUUUAUGUUUUAUGGGUUUUAUUCUUCAUUUCAAAAGGAUAUAACUAUAUUUAUAGCUUUUAAAGAAACCCAAAUCCUAAUUAGACUACGUUUUCUAUUCUGACGGUUCAAGAAAAGCGACAAGGUAAAGAAUCGUAAAAGAAGAAGCUUAUAGUUUUGCUCACAUAUUAAAAACUAGAUUACAAUUAAAUACUCCAUAAAAGUGAAUAAAGAUUAAUGCAUGUCAAACUCCCGUUGCUAUCCCGGUGCACGGUUGGCUCUGCCCGUGGUGGUAGAUCUAUCACAUAGUUGUAUACCCUCUAAUACACCCAAGGCUGCCGUUCUCUGGCUUCUCUAGCAAUUUGUAAGUUAUGUACCUUGCACUUUAAAAAUGAAUAUUAAUGUUGAAA